GUGCUUGAAUUGGCCGCGCAAUCAGAAAAUAAAACAUUGAAUGUUUUCUCACAGGUGUACAGAAGAAUGGUCCCGCUGUCUAAGAAAUUGAUACAACAAUUGUACGCGGAGUUCAUGAGUCAUCUUAAGAUUGGCAACCACAACAGUCAAAACGACAACAGCAAUGGCAACAACAACAACAACAACAAUAAUAAUAAUCUUAGUAGUUUAGAGGAUGCCAUACAUAAAUUCUUCGUUAAUCUAUUUCCGGUGGCAUACCAUCAGGCUGUGCAUUUGAACAAGGAUAAUUAUGGCGAAUUGCACGAUGACUACAUCAAUUGCCUUAAGCACACAUACGACGAUUUACAACCAUUUGACACGAUACCCAAAGAGAUAAAACACAACCUAAUGCAGAGCGUACAAACGGCGACAAUAUUCAUGAAUUCAUUGAUCCAAAGCGCAAAUGUACUGAGUGAAACAGAUGAGCUAUACGCUUUGUAUCUGACAGAUACAUGCCAGAAGCACUUGCUCAAGAUGAGCUAUUGUCCAAGUUGUAAUGGCCUACAAAAAACGCAUGCGAAAACAUGCUACAGUUAUUGUAUGAACGUUUUGCGUGGUUGUUCGGCACAAUAUGCUGGUGUUUUGGAUAGUCCUUGGUCGAAUGUCGUAGAUGCAAUUGACAAUCUAGUAACGACACACAUACGCUCGGACAAUGGCAUUGUUACCACAAUAAAGCAUUUGGAUGGCAAAUUAUCAGAGGCUAUUAUGCGUGCUAUGGAGAAUGGACCUGAGUUAGAGAAGAAGGUGAAAAAAACUUGUGGUGCCACGAAACUAUUGCCAUCAAAAUCCACCGAAGAAAAACGGCCAGCUCAACCUUACAAUACUAAAUGGGCAACUCCUCCAGAUGCAGAAAUAUUACAGUUUUUAUCAACUAUUGAUAAAUCCAAGGAAUUCUUCUCGAAUAUAGUUAACAAUGUUUGUGAGGAUGAAGAUAUACAACGUAAUGAUCAUCAUUGCUGGACUGGUGAACGUAUUGGUGAUUAUACACAAAUUGUAAUGGCCACUGCUAUGGACACACAACGUUAUAAUCCCGAAGUACCAUUAGAGCCUAAUUCACAAUCAACUAAAUUAAAUGAUUUGGUUGAUAAACUCAUUAAAAUACGCAAAAAUAUUGGCAGUGCUGUGCCAUCAACUACUCGUUCCUAUUCUGAUAUACAAAGUGACAUGGCGCGACAUGACGAUGAAGUUGGUUCCGGGAGAAUGCCCGAUGAUGUCGAUGAUGAGGAAUACGGCAGUAUGCAUGGUUCUGGUGAUGGCUCAGGCGAUGGUGCAACAUCAUCACCUUACGAUCCUACCGGUCUGACACCAAUUAACAGCAAUGACAUUGAACCACGAGGCAGUGCGUCGCUAUCUUCCACAACAUCCAUAUACUGCUUAACCAGCACAGUUAUCAUUACACUAGUCACACGAUUUUUAACGAGCAGUAGUUAAACUUUUACGACUCGCUGCGAAUCAUAACGUUCGGGUACGCUCUCACGCUCACUACAAUAAUAAUUGCGCGCAAAAUCUUCUAUUAAGGAAAAAUGCUAUAUUCUUUAGAUUUAAAUUAUUAUUUAAUUUAGUUAUUUAAUAAUUAACAAGGAAACACUAAAUAUUAUAAACCAGAAAAAAACAAAAAAAAAACUAUUAACAAAUUGGGAAACAAAACGUGUAGAAAGAAAGAAAGAGGGUGCAACUCUGUGUAGGCAUUAAAAUUUAUUACUGUAAUAAUUAUUAAAUAUAUUUAUAUAUAUGUGUGUAACUUUAAAGCUCUUAGAGUGUUAAUUAGCACUGAAAUGUGUCAAACCAGCAAAAAAAUUUUAUCAUAGAAAAGUAAUUUCAGUUAACAAGAAAAACAGAAAAGUAACGAGUUCUAGCAAAUAAGCGCAAUAAUGAUUACUCGCUAUUAAGCCAAAAUAGUGAAUACGUGUUUGGUAGUAAUCGAUAAUUAUUAAUGACUGGGUUUAUACUUUAUUAGCCAAUUACGAAAAUCAUUGGUAAAACAUAUGCAAAAAAAAGUAUGCUGUGGAACUUAUAACCUAACAAAACAGAAAUUCAAAA
Messenger RNA from Teleopsis dalmanni, 2079 nucleotides. It is a transcript of the gene dally, whose product is annotated as division abnormally delayed protein. The record is from RefSeq and is a predicted model, not a curated record. Gene Ontology annotation, biological process: cell migration; regulation of protein localization to membrane; positive regulation of canonical Wnt signaling pathway. Bases 67 to 1470 code for a protein of 467 amino acids. NCBI's taxonomy places the organism in Eukaryota, Metazoa, Arthropoda, Insecta, Diptera, Diopsidae. Gene Ontology annotation, cellular component: cell surface; plasma membrane; extracellular region. The transcript is spliced from 7 exons.